Molecule: messenger RNA, 596 nt
Organism: Striga hermonthica
Lineage: Eukaryota; Viridiplantae; Streptophyta; Magnoliopsida; Lamiales; Orobanchaceae
Source: the annotation of a GenBank genome assembly
AGAUUUGUGUGCCUUAGUAAUCAAUCAGAAUAUUAUCAGGUGUUCAAUAAUGUUGAACUUUUUCAAUGUUCAGAUGUCGCCCCGUAGGGAACCCGAUCAUCCGGCUCCUACUCAGGCCACAGUAGUUGCAAAGUUCCGCGACUAUCAUGCCGAAAAAUUCUUCAGGCAAGGAGAUCCCCGUGUCGUAGACGAGUGGAUUCAGGGCCUGGAGUUUAUCUUCGAGGUCAUGGAUUGCCCCGAUAGAUAUCGCGUAAUCUGCGCUCAGCUUCAGCUUAUUGGUGAUGCUCGGCUCUGGUGGAAUGCCUACUGGAGCAUGCGUCCCGGAGAAAAGGAGGGUUGUACAUGGGAUAGGCUCAAGGAGCUGAUCCGCGAGAAGUACUACCCCAGUUACUACAGAGCAGAGAUGGAGCGUCAGUUCUUAUCGCUCCAGCAGGGUACUCGUACUGUUGACGAGUAUGAGAGGGAGUUCACUAGACUUGCAGCUUUCGUUCCUGAUUUUGUUCGCACGGAGGCCCAAAGAGCACAGCGUUUCAUUGACGGGCUUUACCCAACAGUCCGUCAUAACAUCGUAGGCCACGGGACACAGACGUACGCUC